Messenger RNA from Maudiozyma saulgeensis, 1038 nucleotides. The record is from the annotation of a GenBank genome assembly. Lineage: Eukaryota; Fungi; Ascomycota; Saccharomycetes; Saccharomycetales; Saccharomycetaceae.
AUGACGUCCUGGCCAGGUUAUAUAGAGGAUCAACUAAUGAGUAUAAGCAAUCUGGGAUUAACACUGCGGCUGAUACUUGUAUUAACAUGCGUAUCAGGUGCAUAUUUGGCCAGAUUACGAUUCUCAUUGAUGGUAAUUACGAUACUUUUUUCAAUUGCUUAUAUACUUGCAUAUUUUAAUAAAAUUAUAAAAUGUAAGAAAAUGAUUUCUGCUGUGAAACGUAAAAUGCAUGGCUCUAAAUGGACACAGUUUCAAAUUACAUGCAUUAAAAAAAUUUCAAAAGAUACAUCUAUAUAUACAUUUAAUAUUCAAUAUCCAGAAGGUUCAUUACAUUUACCGUUAGGACAUCACGUACAAGUAAGAGCUAUGAUUCAUGGUAGACAGACAAUACGUUAUUAUACCCCAAUAUUUCCAAGCGAGACAACAAAGGAACUACAACUUAUGGUGAAGUCAUAUUCAAAUGGUACAAUGUCUAAAUAUUUAUCGACUCUGCAUGUAGGACAGACAGUUGAAAUCAGAGGACCUUUCGGCAACCCAACUUCAGACAACAACCAACAUUAUCCAUUGCAGAAGGAGAUAGAAACAUAUAGAAAGAUGGGUAAAGAAUCCAAUUCAAAUGAAGAGACAUUAACGCAACUUGGUAUAGUGGCAGGUGGAUCUGGUAUCACUCCUGUACUACAAGUCCUACACGAAAUAGUAACAAAUCCAUACCAUUUAGAAAAUAUAUCCCUGAUAUAUGCAAAUGAAACAGUAGACGAUAUAUUAUUGAAGAAUGAAUUAGAUGAAAUGGCUAAAAAACAUCCACAUUUCCAAAUACAUUAUGUAUUACAUCAUCCACCGAAAGGUUGGAAAGGUGAAAGAGGUUAUAUAACGAAGAGAAUGUUACAGAAAUAUUUACCUCGAUAUAACAAACAGCAUAAAUUAUUGGUGUGUGGCCCCUUAGAGAUGGAUGAAUUAGUGCUUAGGUACAGUAAAGAACUUGGGUGGAAUAAAGGAUUCCAGAAAUCUAGGAGUAAUGAUAAAGUGUUUGUAUUUUGA